Messenger RNA from Plasmodium malariae, 834 nucleotides. Its product is annotated as fam-l protein. Bases 1 to 834 code for a protein of 277 amino acids. The record is from RefSeq and is a predicted model, not a curated record. Lineage: Eukaryota; Apicomplexa; Aconoidasida; Haemosporida; Plasmodiidae. The transcript has 2 exons.
AUGGAACAAAAAAUUAAGUUAAUUUUUUUAUUAAAAUUUUUUUAUUUGUAUUUUCAUCUUGGAUAUGCCAUCUUAACAAGAGGGUUUGAAAGAUUUUUUAAUGAGAAGUACAUGAUUUAUAGAAAAUUACGUACAGGAACUUAUCGAUUUUUAGCAAAUUGUAAGAACAAUAUAGAAAAAAGUAUUACAGUGUUAAAAGAAGAUGUAACAAAUUAUGGAAUAAAAGAAAAAAAAUAUAUCUACAAUACUCAAAACAAAAACAACGCAAAGAAUAAAUAUUCACAUGGAUUGUUAUCAGAACAUGCAUCGGGUCGUAGAAAAGCUAUGAAAAAUAAGUCUUGUAUAUUUGAAACAAAAAAAUAUUCACGUCUUGAAAAAAAAAUAUUCAAAGAAAUUGAUUAUCAGAAUUUUCUUGAGAAAAACAAGAUAAUUAGUGAUAAGUUGUACAAAACAAUAAUACGUAAAAAAUACGGAUUACGAUUUGUUAUACCUUUAUUAUUGUUUUUGUUUUUGUCAUUAGGGCUCAUAUUAGAUUUAUCUGUUGGUUAUGGGUUAUUACGUGGGUUUUAUUAUAUAAUGAGUCUUACAUGUUCAAACAAUUGGGCAAAAAAUUUACGGAAUUUAUUGCAGAAUAAAUCUGUUUCUUUUUUUUUCAAGCCUAUGGAACAAAUAGUUAAAAAUAAUAAAAAAUAUUAUAUUUAUACACCAGGUUUUUUUGGUACGCUAAUAUAUUUCACAUCCUUUUUUAUUCUUGGAGUUACAAUUAUAUCAGGUAUUAUUUAUUACCAUAAAAAAGUUAAAAAAUAUGAAAAAAUUAAAUUCAAGAAUAGGUAA